Messenger RNA from Rhinolophus ferrumequinum (greater horseshoe bat), 2733 nucleotides. Its product is annotated as NACHT, LRR and PYD domains-containing protein 2-like. Gene Ontology annotation, cellular component: cytoplasm. Bases 1 to 2733 code for a protein of 910 amino acids. The transcript has 7 exons. The record is from RefSeq and is a predicted model, not a curated record. Lineage: Eukaryota; Metazoa; Chordata; Mammalia; Chiroptera; Rhinolophidae. Gene Ontology annotation, biological process: regulation of inflammatory response. Gene Ontology annotation, molecular function: ATP hydrolysis activity.
AUGAUCAUUGGCACUCUAACUUUCUCCCAUUGUGUAUCAGUACAGGUGAAGAGGAGAGAGAGAAACACAAUGGAGAAAUUUUAUUCUAUCUGGAAGAACACAUUUUGUUAUGGAGAUGGUGAUGAUUUCCACUACAAAAUCACCCAGGGAAGUCAAAAGUUCACAUCAUUCUUGAAUCCCCAAACACCCGCACAGCUAAGGCCACUUACAGUAGUGCUACACGGUCCUGCGGGUGUUGGGAAAACCACACUGGCAAAGAAGGUGAUGCUGGACUGGACACAGGACAACCUCCCAGAGACCCUCGAUUCGGCCUUCUAUCUCAGCUGCAAGGAACUCAACCACAAGGGGGCGUGCACUUUUGCAGAGCUCAUGUCUAAGAACUGGCCAGAUUUGCAGGAAGCUGGCCCAGAGAUCCUAGCCCAGGCACAGAAAGUCCUGAUCAUCAUCGAUGGUUUCGAUGAGCUGAGAGUCCCCUCAGGGUCACUCAUCCAUGACAUUUGUGGUGACUGGAAGAAGCGCAAGCCGGUGCCCGUCCUCCUGGGGAGUUUGCUGAAGAGAAAAAUGUUACCCAAGGCCACUUUGCUGAUCACCACUCGACCGGGGGCCCUGAGAGAGCUCCGGCUCCUGCUGGAACAGCCGCUCCUCAUGGAAAUCGAGGGGCUCCUAGAGCCGGACAGGAGGGAGUAUUUCUUGAAACACUUUCAAGAGGAGGAUCAGGCACUGCGAGCUUUCGACUUGAUGAAGAGCAAUCCAGCUUUGUUCCACAUGGGCUCGGCUCCUGCCGUGUGCUGGGUCGUGUGCACUUGUCUGAAACUGCAGAUGGCGAAGGGAGAAGACCCGGCCCCCACGUGCCAAACCACCACAUCGCUGUUCCUGCGUUUCCUGUGCAGCCAGUUCACACCGGCCCCUGGCAGCUGCCCCAGCCAGCACCUCGUGGCUCCAGUGAAGGCUCUGUGUGCCCUGGCUGCUGAGGGCGUAUGGACGCAGACAUCUGUGUUCGAUGGAGAAGACCUCGGGAGACUCGGGGUGGAGGAGUCUGACCUCCGUCCUUUCCUGGACAAGAACGUCCUCCAGAAGGACAGAGACUGUGGGGGCUGCUACUCCUUCAUCCACCUCAGUGUCCAGCAGUUGUUAGCUGCCAUGUUCUAUCUUCUGGAGAGUGAGGAGGAGGAAGGCGGAGAGAGCCACAGGGGCGAUAUUGGGGACAUACAGAAGUUGCUCUCCAAGGAAGAAAGGCUGAAGAACCCCAACCUGACCCACGUCAUGUACUUCUUAUUCGGCCUCUCCAACGAGAAGAGGGCCAGGGAGCUGGAGAUCACUUUUGGCUGCCGAGUGUCAAUGGGCAUCAAGCAGGAAUUACUGAAAUCCAAGUCCAGUGGGAAUAAACCCUUCUCCUCGAUGAUGGACAUGAAGGAGGUGGUGUACUGUCUUUACGAAUCUCAGGACGAGCAGCUCAUAAAGGAAGCGAUGGUCCACGUGAAGGAAAUGUCUCUGCAUUUGAAAAAUAAAAUGGACAUCAUGUACUCAUCCUUCUGCCUCAAGCACUGUCAAAACUUGCAGAAAAUCUCGCUGCAGGUAGAAAAGGGGAUAUUCCUGGAGAAUGACACUGCGUCAGAAUCUGACACAUGGGUCCAGAGUUCAAACAAGAACCUGAACUUUCUGGAUGUGGAUCAAAGCUUCCUGAGUCACUCUUCCAUGAGGAUUCUUUGUGAGCAGAUUACCCGUGUUACCUGUCAUCUCCAGAAGGUGGUGAUUAAAAAUGUCUCCCCUGCUGAAGCAUAUCAGGACUUCUGUCUGGCUUUCACUGGUAAGAAGACUUUGACGCACCUGACCCUGGAAGGCAGCGUCCACAGUGAGAAGAUGCUGCUGCUGUUGUGUGAGACCCUGAAACACUUGAGAUGUAAUCUGCAUUACUUGAGGUUGGGGUCUUGUUCUGACAUCACUCAGCAGUGGGAUAAUUUCUCCUUGGCCCUUGAAACCAACCAGUCCCUGAAAUGCCUGGACCUCAUAGCCAGUGAGCUCCUGGAUGAAGGUGUCAAGUUGCUGUGCACUACUCUGAGACACCCAAAGUGCUUCCUGCAGAGAUUAUCGUUGGAAAACUGUCACCUUACCGAAGCCUGUUGCAAGGAGCUUUCUUCUGCUUUGAUUGUUACCCAGAGACUGACACACCUGUGCUUGGCCAAGAACAACCUUGGAGAUGGUGGGGUGAAACUUCUGUGUGAAGGCUUGAGUUACCCCGAAUGUCAACUACAGACCCUGGUGUUGUGUCAUUGCAACAUAACCAGACAUGGAUGCAAAUAUAUCUCAAAGCUUCUCCAAAGAGACUCCAGCCUAACACACUUGGACUUGGGUUUCAAUCUCAUAGCUACUGGAUUGUGGUUUCUCUGUGAGGCUUUGAAGAAGCCAAACUGUAACCUAACAUAUCUGGGACUGUGUGGCUGUUCCAUCACGUCUUUCUGUUGCCAGGAUCUUGCAUCUGCUCUCACUAGCAAUUGGAGGCUGGAGACGCUGGACCUGGGUGAGAAUAUCUUGGGGAAGAGUGGAAUAAUAGUGCUCUUUGAGGCUUUAAAACAAAAUAAUGGCCCCUUAAAGACACUCAGGCUGAAGAUGGAUGAAUCUAGUGUGGAAAUCCAGAAGCUGUUGAAAGAAAUGAAAGACAGCAACACCAAACUGACAAUAGAUUGUAAGGAUUCCAGAACAAGCAGAUCCUCAUAUUGCGACUUCCUUUCCUGA